Messenger RNA from Dicrocoelium dendriticum, 502 nucleotides. Lineage: Eukaryota; Metazoa; Platyhelminthes; Trematoda; Plagiorchiida; Dicrocoeliidae. The record is from the annotation of a GenBank genome assembly.
GCGAACCUAGCCCGCUGCUAGGCAAGACUCAGAUGUGAUUCACGUUCCGGUUGUGUUCUGUCUGCUGGUGAGGCUAUUGAGUGUCGUUUACUGAAUGGGCACGCUGAGGAAAUUCGUAGAUCACAUUUUGCCGGCAUCUAACCAAACCAAGGAGAAAAAUCUCGAUGCUUUAGAUGCCCUUGAUCACUCGUGGGGUUCCUCUGUGCCCGAGCCUAUUGAUUACGAACUGUAUCUAGCGAAACACAGAACAUCCAUCGCGAACGAUCCACACAGGGAUAUUUUGUUGUUUCCUUCGGAUGACCUCAAGCUUACACGCCUUCCAUGUCCUCACCGGAUUGCAAACGCCGGUGCACCACCCGAAGCAUUGCAACCCGGCGCCUUUGCAGACAAUCCACUUGGACGUCAUUCCGUCAGUUUCUUGGCCAAUACUGAGUGGAUAUGCAUUCACCAAUCAUCUGCUUUGUAUCGUGGUUCCUACUGCAAGUUGCCACGUACUGAGUAA